Molecule: messenger RNA, 858 nt
Organism: Polistes dominula (European paper wasp)
Lineage: Eukaryota; Metazoa; Arthropoda; Insecta; Hymenoptera; Vespidae
Gene: Sf3b6
Product: splicing factor 3B subunit 6
Cellular component (GO): cytoplasm; nucleus
Molecular function (GO): mRNA binding
Source: RefSeq, a predicted model, not a curated record
GUAAUGUUGGUCAGACUGUCACUAGCAUUACGAUCCAGUGUUGUAGCUUACUUAACCUCCGUGGUUGUAGCCGACAUUAUUGUCAAACGUAUUUGUUUAUUCUUUUUAAGGAAGAAAUAAUUUUAUUUCGUCAAAAUGACUAUGGCUAUGUUGCAACGACGAGCUAACGUGAGGCUCCCACCUGAAGUAAAUCGAGUUUUAUAUAUUAGAAAUUUACCUUACAAGAUCACAGCUGAAGAAAUGUACGAUAUUUUUGGUAAAUAUGGAGCAAUUAGACAAAUAAGAGUUGGUAAUACAGCUGAAACUAGAGGAACAGCAUUUGUCGUUUAUGAAGAUAUCUUUGAUGCUAAAAAUGCAUGCGAUCAUCUCAGUGGUUUCAAUGUAUGUAACCGCUACCUAGUGGUCCUCUAUUAUCAAAGUAAUAAGGCAUUCAAACGAGUAGAUGUUGAUAAGAAGAUGGAAGAAAUAGAUAAAUUAAAGACAAAGUAUAAUUUGAAUGAAGAGAAGAAAUAACUGCUAGACGUACCUCUGCAUACAAAAUAUCAUAUACACUCUGCGAUCAUUCUUUUGCAACAAGAAAAAUACAAAGAAAAAGUAUCAUGUAUGUAAAUAUAAGUUUAAUACUAAUUGUCAAUAAUCUUACCUCGUUGAAAAACUAGUUCCCCUUCGAUAGCUAAAAUUAAGUAAUGAUGAGCAUGAGAAGUAUUUAUAUGACUGACUGUAUCGGAACAUUAUGUGCUAUUGACUCUAGGGAGGUUUUAGAGAUGUUAGAAAAUAUCGUUAAAGUUGCUCAAAUCCAUAAAAAGGAGAAUAAUAAAAAAAGUAUAAAAAAGUUUCAUUCUAAUAAUAAAAUUUAAA